Molecule: messenger RNA, 1053 nt
Organism: Lasiosphaeria miniovina
Lineage: Eukaryota; Fungi; Ascomycota; Sordariomycetes; Sordariales; Lasiosphaeriaceae
Exons: 3
Coding region: 1-1053 (350 amino acids)
Source: RefSeq, a predicted model, not a curated record
AUGUCCUCCCCGAGCAGGUCGCCAGUGGAGGUAGAUGUACCAGCCGAGUCCCUGGACGUUGUGGAAACACCGACCUCGCCCUCAUCGGGCCUUGCGCUUUCCCGGUUCGAAUUUGAAACGGGCAAGGGCAACGAAGGUACCAAAAUUCUUAUGGUCGAAUGGGACACGGUCGUUGCGGCACAAGUCGAGCCGACUGAGAAGCAAGAGAUAAGAGGGCCAAAGGAGGCUAGUGAGAUUGACUGGGAGGUGUCGUGGGAAGGCAAGGAGGCGGUCCUCCCGAUCCGCGAUGCCGACUCCGAUGCUAACGGCAAAACACGUCGCGUGUACUUUCUGCUUCCUCCAGGAGCCCCAGUCCCGGCACUCGUCAGCAUAACACCCAAGGGUGCACAUGAGAAUAUUGUGCUGCACACAAAGCCGAUGCCGGCUAUUUUCCUUGCCGAGUUAGGAGGCGCCGAGGAGGCGGGUCAACGCGGCGUGCUUCACACAAUAUGGGCAAAGAAGCGCCUGGCUGAGCUGAAGGCCGAGAUCGCGGCCGAGCUAAAGGACAACGGCGAAAGCGUGGGGCUUGAAAUGGCAUUACAAGAACGUCAGUGGAUAGUGGACCAUUUUGGGCUUGCGCCCCAGCAGGGAAUACCCAAGCCGACGAGACUGCACACUCCCCAGACCCCAGUCAGCCCUGCCAGCCCACGGAGUCCGAUCGGGGGGAGACUGGGCGAGAAGCUACGGGGACUUAGACUUGCCACAAGCCCUUUGGAGCUUGCGGCUGCUACACAGGCCGCGAAAAGUGCACAGCCGCGAGCGCGACCUCUUGUCACGACCGCCUCCGCCAAUCCUUCAAACACAGCCGUCUCGUCGUUUGCUAAUUCCGGGGGCCGGCUACCCGCAAAACCUUCCGGAAACGCAUCCGUUGCUUCGCUGGACGCUAUCGUCGGAAGUGGCUUGUCCACAGCAGCAGUUGGCAGAAGCGAUGACACUACCGAGGAGGAGUUAUUUGCUUUACCUAUGAGUCCGCGGAGUCCUGAAAUGAAGAAGAGCCCAUUCAGUCUCCUAUAG